AUGGCGGAACAAAAGACGCCGAGUGUCACCAUGGCCGAGAUUCCCUCGACCAUGCUUGCUCAAGCUGCGGCUGCUGCGAGAGCGAAUGACGACCAAGAAAACCGCCUGACUCCAUCAAGGACGGCCGAAUACUUAAGCCCGAAUAGCACAGACGAGAACCUACCACCGCCAGCAUACGGCGACACAUACGGCGAUGUAAGCAGCCAGGACGCUGGUCUGGGUACCAAGGCCACUUUACGCUCCGAUGGACGAGUCAACAUCAAUAUCAACCAAACAUCUCGCCACUUGUCGAGCUUGCUCGUACCUGCUCUCAGAAGCCAGCUUGAUCUUGCCGACACUACCCAGGUCCCUCCGCCAUAUAUUCCUACAUCGCUCGGAGGGGCGCCCGGUCAACCNCCGCCACCACCUCUCAACGUAGUUAUCCAUGUUGUUGGCUCAAGAGGAGACGUACAACCAUUCGUCGCACUCGGAAAAGUUCUCAAAGAUCAAUAUGGCCAUCGCGUCCGUCUAGCAACACAUCCUGUCUUCAGAGACUUUGUUACCGAGAACGGUCUCGAGUUCUUCAGUAUUGGAGGUGACCCUUCUGAACUUAUGGCUUUCAUGGUUAAGAACCCUGGAUUGAUGCCCGGAUUUGAUGUUAUGAGAAGAGGUGACAUUGGNAAAAGACGCAAGGAGAUCUCUACCAUGAUCAAAGGUUGCUGGCGGAGUUGCAUCGAGUCCGGCGAUGGUACUGGUGUCGCAGUAGACGACAACACAACCGAAGAAUGGAUGCGCAAUACCGAUUCCACCAUCAAGCCUUUCAUCGCCGACGCCAUCAUUGCAAACCCUCCCUCAUUCGCUCAUAUCCAUUGUGCCGAGAAGCUAGGAUGUCCUUUACAUAUGAUGUUCACCAUGCCCUACUCUCCUACACAGGCCUUCCCUCAUCCUCUGGCUAACAUCCAGUCCACCAAUGCUGAUCCCCACCUUACCAAUUUCAUUAGUUAUACACUCGUCGAGAUGUUGACCUGGCAGGGUCUCGGCGACGUCAUCAACAGAUUCAGAGUGAAGGAUCUUUCUCUGGAUCCUAUCAGUUUGAUAUGGGCUCCUGGCAUGUUGACAAGACUGCGCGUCCCCUACACGUACUGCUGGUCGCCUGCUCUGAUUCCCAAACCCAAAGAUUGGGGCAACCAAAUAUCUAUUGCUGGCUUCUAUUUCCUCUCUCUGGCUUCGAACUUUACACCGCCUCCUGAUUUGAAGGCUUUCUUGGACGCUGGACCACCACCUGUAUACAUUGGCUUUGGCUCUAUUGUGCUUGAUGACCCCAACGGCAUGACCAAACUCAUUUUCGAUGCUAUCAAGAAGACUGAUAGACGUGCCUUGGUGUCUAAGGGCUGGGGCGGUUUCGGCGCUGAUGAACUCGGCAUACCAGAAGGUGUUUUCAUGCUGGGGAACGUGCCUCACGAUUGGUUGUUCAAGCAUGUAUCUUGCGUUGUCCAUCACGGAGGCGCAGGAACCACUGCUGCUGGCAUAGCGUGCGGUGUUCCCACCGUCAUUGUUCCAUUCUUCGGAGAUCAGCCNUUUUGGGGAGCCAUGGUCGCUAAAGCUGGAGCUGGUCCUAAUCCUAUUAACCACAAGGACUUGACUGCCGACAAUCUAGCCGAAGCAAUCAACAAAGCUCUUGAACCGGCCACUAGAGAAAGAGCACAGGAUCUGGCCAACAGCAUAAGUCAUGAGAAGGGCACUGAAACCGGUGCUCAGAGUUUCCACCAAUUUCUUGAAGUCGACAAGAUGAGAUGUAGCAUAGCACCUAGCAAAGCAGCGGUGUGGCGACUAAAGAGAACCGAAGUUCGUCUUAGUGCCCUUGCAGCGACCACUUUGGCUACUGAAGGAUUGCUGGACUUCAAGGAUCUAAAAUUGUACCGCCCAAGAGAGUAUGAGGCUGAUGAGGGUCCUCCUGAGCCCAUAUCUGGAGGUGCUGGCGCUCUCACUGGCACAAUCAGCACAAUGAUGAUGGGUGUCGCCGACUUCCCUGUUGCUGCGUUGAAGGCUUUGAGAAUACACCCUGAUGCUGUUCCCAACAAGACUACAACAGAUCCACAGGCUGCUUCUCAGCAACCUUCGUCUGAGGGCCAAUCGACAGAAGUUGACUCUACAUCCAGGGAGUCAGCUGUCUCUCAAUCAAGCAGACCGACUUCGCCUUCUAGAGGUCCUAGUGCGGGCGCAACUUUCAAUCUCGAUGAGUCGUUUGCAAAGAUGGGUUCUCCCCAUCUAACAGCUGAAGACAAGACGGAUAGAGGGAAGCGUAGUCGCUCUUCAUCCUUGGCUGCUGCACUGCAGGGUCGUCUGGGUAGCCAAUUGCGCCAUCGCUCUGGCUCUCGUAGCGGCUCUACUUCAAGGUCUUCGAGUCCCCGCAGGGCAAACACCGCGCAGUCACAGACAUCAGCACAAUCUCAGUCACAAGGAGGCGAGACAAACCUUAGAGAAGUUAUCGAUGCCGCCUUCGGCACAAGUAAAGGCGUUUCUAGAAUCGUUGGAGCUGGUUUCAAAUCACCAAUGGACUUCACGCACGCUCUUGCAAAGGGUUUCCACAAUGCACCAAAGCUUUACGGAGAUGAGUCGGUCAGGAAGCCUGACAAGAUCACUGACUUCAGAUCUGGACUCCGUGCAGCCACCAAGGAGUUCGGAUUUGGUAUGUUCGAUGGCAUCACUGGACUCGUCACACAACCUGUCGAAGGCGCAAAGAAGGAAGGAGCCGCUGGCUUCAUCAAGGGCUUCGGCAAGGGUAUUGGUGGCAUAGUGCUCAAACCUGGCGCAGCCAUUUUCGGCAUCCCGGCUUAUACUAUGAAGGGUGUCUACAAGGAGCUUCAACAACUGUCCGGAUCUUCCGUCCAGAACUACAUCAUUGCAGCUCGCACAGCACAAGGGUAUGAUGAGUGGCACAGGUCAAGCGCCCAAGAACGACAGAAAAUCAUCCGACGCUGGAAAGUGGUUGAGUCGGAGGUCAAGAAGAAGAGAUUCAUUCAUGAACAAUUCCAAGAUAUGCUCAGGAAGCAAUGGGAUGGUGACAACCGUGAAGGUGGUAACGGCAACGAUGCUCAAGCCAGAGGUUCGCGUUCCUUGUUGGGCAUGCGUCCUCGAUCGCGUGCUAAUUCGCGUGCAGUGAGAAUGAGUACACACAGCGAAGUCACAACACCGACGGUUGAGGUCACACGGUACCCGAGCGAGCCUCCUAAGUACGAGGACUUGCAAUUCACGCGUGGUGCUGGCGGAAACGAAUUGGAAAGCGCCAUUCAAGCAUCCGUCGCUGAUACCAGCCGUGGAGAUCCAGAGCAGGAUGCCAUGAUCGAGCGCGCCAUCCGCGCCAGCAUUGCCGAAUUAGCAUCUGGUCAGAAUCCUUCCGGCAAUGGCAGCGGCAACAACACCGAUGACGAAGAUGAGGUUCUUCGCAGAGCGAUCGCAGCGAGUAUGCUAGAUCAUCACGGCCAAGAUCCACCAGCAUACCAAGACACACCAUCUUCCGAGCACGAUGAAGAAUUAAGAGCCGCGCUCAAAGCCAGCCUAGCAAACCCUUCCGAACACCAAGAUAAACGCGUCAAACAUCAAGUGCACUCUACCGACAGCGAAUGGGAUACCAACUCUGGCUCCGACGACGAAGACUACCGCCUCGCCGUCAAAGCAUCCCAAGACCAGCGCUCCUUAGACCAACACUCCACUAACGACGCAGACCUCCAAAAGGCCAUCUCCGAAAGCCAAGAUGCCCACAAAGCGACGACCAGCGCUGAAGAAGAGGAAAGAGUGGUCAUGGAGUACGUCAAGAAGCAGAGCUUGUUGGAGGAACAGCAUCGAAAGAAUGUUGCUGGUAAGGGUAAAGGCAAAGAGGUUGAGCAUGAUGAUGAUAACGAUGAUGAUGAAGACUAUAAAAAGCUCUGGAGAUGA
Molecule: messenger RNA, 3915 nt
Organism: Aureobasidium musti
Lineage: Eukaryota; Fungi; Ascomycota; Dothideomycetes; Dothideales; Saccotheciaceae
Source: the annotation of a GenBank genome assembly